AUGUUACCACUCCUUCAUCUACCCCCGACGCCGCCACGACCACCCCCAACAUCAAAGCUACUAUCGCCACCACUAUCGCGACCGCUAGGGCAACCGCGGCUGGAAAAGCCGCAGGUGGCGCCUGUGACCGAGCACCUGGGUUGGUGGAGCUGUUGUCGCCGUGGGCGUGGGCGCAUCCUGCUGGCUAAUACCACCACUGCCUUUGGUCCUUUCCUCGCUGCGGCCCCGGAUAGCCGGGCGGAAGUCAUUCGCCAAUCUCUGGAGAUGAGGUGGCUGAAGCUGUGGGUGUUAAUGUUCUUGGCCGUUGUCUUGGUUUUGGCGAUGGCUGUGGGCCCCGUUCUGAUGAUCAUGUUAUCCAGAGGUUAA
Molecule: messenger RNA, 366 nt
Organism: Hypoxylon trugodes
Lineage: Eukaryota; Fungi; Ascomycota; Sordariomycetes; Xylariales; Hypoxylaceae
Exons: 2
Coding region: 1-366 (121 amino acids)
Source: RefSeq, a predicted model, not a curated record